AUGAAGUUUACUCUCGGUGUCGGCGCCUGUUUGGUCGCACUCGCAGCGGCUUCUCCUACCGCGAGGGGUUCGAAAAAGUCACCAUUAUCGCUUGUGAUACAUAACGAUGGAACGAAUGGUACCUUUUCGUCCACUAUUGCGAGUGACAAGAUCUCUAUGCAUGUUGGUCAGCAAUAUGGUACAAAGUUGAUGUAUAAGGGCGAAGACCUGGUAAAGAAUGCCACAGGAGCUUAUGCAAGUUAUGCCGGCCGCUACUUUGACCUCAACUAUACGUCUGCCGCAAUCUACUCCGAGACCCAGGACAUGCUUGACAUUGGUUUCACCGCCAAAGAAGGUGUUGUCCACUUCGUUCUAAAAACCGGUCUUGAUGGCUUCUACUCCUACUUCGUCAAUAAAGCUCUCGGCGUGCAAGGGGAGUUCAGAACCCUCUACCGCCUCGACCCCGGGCUGUUUCCAAAUGGCCGGACGUAUCUCAAGGACGAGCCAUUGCCUCUAUUUUCAGAUAUCUUGAGCGGAACUAAUGUUCAAGACGAAACCUGGCAGCGUCCCGACGGCACCUAUAUCACCAAAUAUGACUGGUCGCUUUUCAUGCGUGAAAGCGACUUUUACGGCGUGUAUGGGGAUAAGUUUGGUUGCUGGCUUAUCAACCCUGGGAAGGAUUACUAUAAUGGUGAUCAAUUGAAGCAGGAAUUGAGCUUGCAUAGAGAGAGUCAGACGAAUGAUACUGUAUUGCUCAAUAUGCUCCACGGGACACAUUUUCAGGCAGCUUUCAGUAAUGUAAUCCCAGACGGGAAGGUUUUUGGGCCUUGGCUUGUCUACCUCAAUGACGGCUCGGUCAAGGACGCCGUGAAGCGUAAUAAAGCUGAAGAAAAGGCAUGGCCCUAUGAGUGGUUCACCGACUCCCUCUACCAGUCACGUGGUUCUAUCUCCGGAAAGCUCAUGCUUGACACCGGGAAGCCCGCUGCCGGUGCUGCCAUCUUUCUUGGUGAGCCGGGAAGAACUAUCGCGCAGGGCACUACCUUCCAAUAUACCACCUACGCAGACAGUAAGGGUAACUUCAAGAUCGAGGAUGUACGCACUGAACAGCCGUGGACGAUUCAGGCCUGGUCAAACGGCGGUGAAAUCGGAGGCGUGACUACUAUUUUCCAGGCAGGAAAUUACACACUCACGGAGGGGAAGAACCUUGAUGUCGGGAAGUUGACAUGGAAGACUCAGGGGAGAACAGAUAUAUGGCAGAUCGGAGAUUAUGACAGGAAGAGUCUUGGUUUUGCAUACGGAGGUGCUCCGUAUACUCAUGGCCUUGUCGAUAACUGUCCAGCGAAUCUUACGUACACCAUCGGCACCAACUCGGCCAAAGAUUGGUGCUUUGGAAAGAGUUCAAAGGGAACCUGGUCUGUUGUCUUUGACAUUGAAUCUCUUCCGAGUGGUAACUCGUCUGCUGUGCUUUCGCUUUCUAUCGCAGGGUUCUCGGGGUCUGGAACUGCUAUUGGUGGUUCAGGGUCUGCGCUUGAGAUUGUUUUGAAUGGAAAUGCAUUGAGCAACCAUGCCACACCCAUUGCGAGUGAUCCAUCGCUCUACAGAUCUGGAACUACAGCGGGAGAGUGGCAUUACUACGAGUUCGUUGUGCCAAGGUCGUGGUUAGUGGCUGGGACGAACAAGCUGGAUUUGACUACAAAUAAGACAGCUACUAGGUGGAGGGGUAUUAUGUGGGAUAUGGUGAAGAUGGAGUGGAGUUAG
This is a messenger RNA of Morchella importuna, 1737 nucleotides long. RefSeq lists its product as uncharacterized. The record is from RefSeq and is a predicted model, not a curated record. The coding region runs from base 1 to 1737 and encodes 578 amino acids. Gene Ontology annotation, molecular function: catalytic activity; carbohydrate binding. Gene Ontology annotation, biological process: carbohydrate metabolic process. NCBI's taxonomy places the organism in Eukaryota, Fungi, Ascomycota, Pezizomycetes, Pezizales, Morchellaceae. The transcript is spliced from 4 exons.